AUGAUGGGCUAUGAUCCCGCUGCCUACCAGCAGCUCUACGCGCAGCAGGCCCAGGCCUUCCAGCAGGCAGCGCAGGCAGCGGCCGGCAUUAGCCAAUUUCCAGGCUUUGCUGGGGCCAGUGCCCAGCCUGCGCAACAGGCAGUGCCCGCACAGCCCGCUUCGCAGGCGCCCGCCGGGCCAGUAGAGUGUGUGGGCCAGACCGCACACUUGACGGUCAGCGGCUGCACACACGGAACCGUUGGUGGUAUCGUGAGAGGCAACUUCACAGCGAAUGGUCAAAACCAUGGGAAGCCAACGUACAAGAAGGAUCAGCAAGUCAACGGCUUGGAUGUCAUGCUCUACUAUUGGGACGAGCGUGACGGUCCCAACUUUUGCGGCUGGUGGUUCGGGCCCAAGGUCGGCGGCGACCAGGUGUGGGCCUACCAUCCGAGCCGCCAGUCUUUGACGCCUCCCACCAAGGGAUGGAAGGUGCCCUACGACGGCCCUGUGGAUGACAGCUUCUCCAUCUGUCCGACUUCGCUAGCCAAUGCGAAUGCGGCCCAGCAGAAUUACCCCCAGGGCUUUCAGCAGGCUCCCGGCAAGGGCGGAGGGUAUCAAGCACCCGGAGCCUAUGCCGGUCAACAGCCCGGACCCGGUGCCGGUGGCAAGGGCGGCUAUGGCAACAUGCCCCAGAACGACCAGCAGCGCCACGAACUGCAAGCGCAGAACCGACGGCAGCACGAGCAGCGGCGCGCAAUGCAGCGGCGGGAGGAGGAGAUGCGACAGCAGCAGCAGGCGGAGGCCAUGCGCAAAGCCGCAGCACAAAAGAUGCAAAUGGAGGAGGAGCAGCGCCGUGUCGCCGAGCAGAAACGGAAGGAGCAGGAGGCGUGUAGCUCAAUCCGGGCCGUUUGCCAGAGGAUGCGAAUGGUGCAGGAGGAGUCCUUCCCACAGCUUCAGCAGGAGCUGUACGACGUGAUGCAGAGGGAGUUGAACAACUGUGGCAUGCAGAUGGCCAAGAUCCGCGAGGAGUGCGACCAAAUCGUGGACCAGGCUCGACGUCGACUGCAGGAAGCUGCAGAAGUGAAGGCCUUCCAGGAGAAGAAGAAGGCCGAGAUGCUGGAAGCUCACAAAGUUGCGUGUGCAAAGGCGGAGCAGCUCGUCGCGGAUUUCACGGCGAAGGUGGAAGCCGCUGAGGAAGCUGCGAAUGCCUUGGUCGAGAAGGCGGAGCCGUUCACCUCUGAUGAGAGUGUGAUGAACUUGGGGUCAGAGGACAAGAUUCUGGAGGAGGCCAGCAAAAUCGACGAGGCCAGGGACGAAGCAGCAGCCCGAACUGCUGAGUGCCAAGAGUACCUGAAGGAGAACCGUCCGGCGAUGACAAUCCAGGAUAUGCCUGGCCAGCCGCCGGCUGAGGUGAAGCAGGUUCUCGCGAAGGUCAUGGACAGGCUGACGGAGACAGCCAAAAAGAAGGACGGCGUGAUGGUGAAGAUCAUGGUCGUCAAGAGCAAAGCCAUGAGGAGGAGCAAGGCAAAGAAAACUCUGGAGGACCGGAAGGCCAAGUUCACCAAAUAUGCCAAGGACGGCGUCCUUGACAAGAAGCAGAUGACAGUCUACUGCAAGAAGGAGUUUAACCUUGCCCUCAAGGAAGACACGGCCGCCAGGAUCUUCAAGGCACUGCAAGUCACCAAAGGCGUGGCUGCGGCCGACUUCCAGCGGCUUCGGGUCCAGAUUGGCAUCAUCCGGGAGAGCAUCAAAGAUCAGGCUCGGCUGAAGGUUCGGCUGGAGCGAGAGAAGGAACUCGAGGCUUCAAAGGAAGAGGUCCGAGAGAAGAUCGAGGAGCUUAGUGGAAAAGCGGACGAGGUGGAGGCACCGGUCAAGCAGGUGGAGGAUGCCAUCCUUGAGCUUAGCAAGGUUGACAAAGACUCCACGCGGGCCUCGCAGAUGCACGAGAAGUGUGCAGAGGUUUUCCCCGACUUGCCGGGUUUCAGGGUGAGGCGGCCUGCCGUGAUUCCGGGAGAUGUAGGAACAGAGAGGAGUGCCCAGGUAAACUGCACGACCGCCCUGCAGCGCUACGCCAAAGCGCUGGGCUCGGGUCCAGGCCGGCCGGAUGCCGCACGCAGGGGCGGGCAGAAGCGGCCGGCUGAAGCGGAGGAAACUCUCAGGCGGCUCCUUCUUCGCACCGCUGAGCUGGCGCAGUCCGCUGGUACCCAGGUCCCGCCGCAGAAUCUUGCGAAUGCGCUGUGGGCCGCAGAGCGUCUUGUAGCCUCGCCGGGGGCGCCUCAGGCAACCUUGGCGGCCAUCGCUCGGAAGGCCAUGGGCGAUCCGAAGCGCUUGAAGGCGUUUAGCGGGCAGCACUUGGCUAACAUCGCCUGGGCCACUGCAAAGCUUCUGACAAGCAGCUCUGCCGCCCAGCUGCUCAAAUCUGCGGGCGCCGCUUCGCAGGAGGCCUUUCUGGAGCCCCUUUGCUCGGCUUUGGAGACCCGGGCCUGGGACCUAAAUGCACAGGAGCUCUCCAUGGCGGCCUGGGCGCUGGGCACUGCGGGCUAUGACAACCAUGCAGCCACGCGGGUCGUUGCGACCCUGGGAGAGGCCGCUCGCUGGCAGCCCGACGGCGCAGAGGGGCUCAGUGCGCAGCAGCUGGCGACCAUGGCCUGGGCUUGUGCCCGCCUCGGUUGCCGCAGCGAGGCUUUGCUGCAGGACAUCGCCAAAGCGGCCACGCCCAAAGUGGCACGUGGAGACUUCAACGCACAGGACCUGGUGAACAUGACUUGGGCCUAUGGGCGGCUGGAGUUCUCGGCAGAGGCCCUCAGGAAGGUUUUGGCGAAAGCAGCGACAAGAUUCCUGGCCAAGACGGCGCAGCCGAACCGCCGCCACUCAGGCACAGGUUUCAGUGCCUCGCAGCUGGCGGUAGUGGCGUGGUCACUGGCGAGAAUGGGCGUCCGGGAGAGCAAAACUCUGAAGGCUAUUGCCGAGGAGGCGACACAGCGAGUGUCGGAACUCUUGCCGCGGGACGUGACUGACAUCGUUUGGGCCCUGGCACAUGCGCAGACCCCAGCCCCUGGCUUCAUGGCUUCAGCCGCCGGCUAUGCCAAGGCGCGGCAGUCCUCUUUCGGCACCCAGGAGCUGCUGCGGUUUCUGGGGGCCUUCCGCCGGGCAGGCGGGGAUGCCGAAGCGUACGCCGAGAUGACUUCAAGGCAGCAGGAACUGCGCUACGACUUCCCGGCGCUGGGGGGUUUCCAGGUCGCUCUCCAGGCUGCGACCCCCGGGCAGCCAAGUCGCACGCGGCGCCGCGUGCGCGCAGCCGCACUGCGAGAGCAGUCGGAGCUAAAGGGAGACCCACAGCGAGCAGAUGGAGGAACUACAGGAGUAGCGUUGUGGGAGGCCUCCUUCGUGCUGGCCGAAUGGCUAUCCAGGCAGGGGGACCGUCACGGCUGUCUACUGGCCUGCAGUGCCCUGCAGGAGCUGCUGACGGGAGCUGGCAAAGCAGAGAGAGCCAGAUGGCGCAGAUGGCGCGGCAAGGUGGGGGUGGAGCUGGGCGCUGGCCUGGGCCUGCCGUCGAUCGUUGCCUCGCAGCUGGGCGCCCAUGUCGUGGCAACGGACGGCGACGCCUCUGUACUGACGCUGCUUCGGCGGAAUGUGGAGGAGAACCGAGGAUCAGGCGCCUUGCGGGCAGAGGCGUUGCUGUGGGGCUCCGAGGACCCCCUCUCCAAGAUUGGCCUCGACGAGCGUCCGGACUUCCUCCUCGCUGCAGAUGUGAUCUAUGCUUCGGCCAAAGAGGCUCUCGGGCGUCAGCUGCUUGACACCCUCCUGAAGCUCUCGAAGCCGGACACUGUGAUCAUCAUCAGCAAUGUCAGACGCUUUCACGAGGGCCAAGCCAAGGGCGAGGGUCGAUUCUUCGCACUCUGCGACAGCUGCUACGAGCGCGCCUCGCUGGCGCCUGGGGAGCUCCACCCGGACUUCCGGCGAGCUGGAGUGGGCAGCUGUGAGAUUCACUUGCUUCGCCUGCGCAGUGACGCCGUGCCGGCGUCACCAGUGUCGCCGAAGCGGCGCAGGGCCAUGAGCAAGGGGACGAAGGUGAAGGUGAAGCGCGUGAGGUGUGCAGCAGCUCCGCCGAAGGUAUUGCAACUGCAGGACAUGCGCUUGGCGCCAAACGAAGCCUUCAGUCCGACAACAUGGCAGAAGCACAUGCAAAGCCAGGAGAUCGUCGCACCGUCAACCGGCACAGAUGGUCGCUUGGCAAACGCUGUCGCAGCCAUCAUUAAAUCUGCUCAGCAGUCGGUCCAGGCCGUCCGCAAGGAAGCCGCCGAUAUGAGGGAAGGCAUAGAAGCCGAUCUUAAGACUUGGGCCGUCAAUGAGUGCAAGCCACUGGACGGCAAGUGCACGGGCUUCGAGCGAAGGAUACGCGAUGCGGAAAGGAAGCAUUACGAAGCUGAGGCUUAUGCCCACAAGAAGGAACAGCAGGAAGUCUCAGCUUGCCACGUGAAGGCUUUGGAAAUCCUCAAGCACCACCAGAAGGUGAAAGAAAUGACCACGGAGGACCUGGUCAAGGCCGUCGCUGGUGAUGGUGAGACGGUGACCAAGGAGAACUUCAUCAGCUUCUUCGAUAGUUGCGAGAAGGAGGAAGGCGCUGCACCACCACCCAAGGAGGACCUAGGCAGGUACUUCGAUUUCCUGGAUGACGAAAAGGAGGGCUUCUUGACCCAGGAGCAUAUGUUGACCGUCGUCAGGACGCUGAAAAAGGUUACCAAGGAAACCACGAUCACGGACACCGCCGAAGUCUCUGAGGAGACUCAGACUCUAAGUAAGCUCGAGGUUGGCGACCUCCUGGAGCUGCUCUCCGAGCCAUCGGAGCAUGGCGACCUUCUACGGGCAAGGUGCCGUGCUAUGAAAGAUGGAACCAGGGGCUGGGUCUCGGUCAAAUCCAACAAUGCCAUGGGACCGGUCUUCCUCCAAGAUGGCGGCCGCAUCUGGAGGGUGCAGAAG
Molecule: messenger RNA, 4959 nt
Organism: Symbiodinium sp. CCMP2456
Lineage: Eukaryota; Dinophyceae; Suessiales; Symbiodiniaceae
Source: the annotation of a GenBank genome assembly